Malus domestica (apple) is the source of this 603-nucleotide messenger RNA. RefSeq lists its product as uncharacterized. The record is from RefSeq and is a predicted model, not a curated record. NCBI's taxonomy places the organism in Eukaryota, Viridiplantae, Streptophyta, Magnoliopsida, Rosales, Rosaceae.
AUGACCAACAUAAGCAUGUCACCAUUCACGAAUGAGAUCAAGCGGACAUAUCCACCUCGCGAGUUCACUAUGCCUCACUUCAUUCUGUACAAGGGAGAUGAAGAUCCAGAUCGACAUCUCAAGCACUACCGCAGUACCAUGAUCCUCUAUAGGAACAACGAUGCGCUUAUGUGCAAAAUUUUUGCCGCAACUCUACAAGGCGAGGCACAAGACUGGUUUCACACUGUGCCGCCGCAGUUGAUCCAGAGUUUCAACGAACUUUCCUUUGUUUUCACUAAGGAUUAUUCGUCUAACCGCUCAAUCAAAAGGACAUCCGACCAUCUCUUCAGCAUCGUAAAAGACCCUUGGGAGACAAUUCGCGACUAUGUCAAAAGAUUCAAAGCGGAGAAGGCUAAGAUUGUUGGUUGUAACGAAGACAAAGCAACGACAGCAUUCAGAAAUGGACUUCCCGCCGAACAUCCUUUAUUCGGAAAACUGAUCAUAGGAGAAGAACUGACCCUAGCAGCUUUGUAUGCUUUGGCAGAAAAACAUGCAUUAUGGGACAAGGCCAAGCAGUCUAACAAGAACGAGUCGGAAAAGAAACACAUGGAAUUCCCCAACUAG